GUUGGUAGAGGAUGUGUUUGUUUCAAACGUGACAAAUACAAAUCUCACCGUCCAUUUUCAUUUUUGUCACCUUGGCUGGUUACCCCAACUCUUUCCACCGAAAUCUCAGCUACACCCAUCGUCCUGCAACAAUUUCUCAACUCUUUGAUCCCAUCACCAUCACCAUCUUUCUCUAUCUAUCUACUCUGCAUCUUUUUUUCCCUCAAACAUAUCUUCGCUCAUCCCUUUCACUUACCUCACACCCUCCUCUGUUUUCAUCAUCGUUUUCAAUAUCUCAAUAAGGAUGGGGAGAGUUAAACUGAAGAUAAAGAAAUUAGAGAGCACUAGCAACCGGCAUGUGACUUAUUCCAAGAGGAAGAGUGGAAUUUUGAAGAAAGCAAAGGAAUUAUCAAUACUAUGUGAUGUAGAUAUUAUCCUUCUCAUGUUUUCUCCAACAGGAAAGCCCACAUUGCUGCAUGGAGAGCGCAGUGGUCAUAUUUCCAGCAAUAUUGAGGAGGUCAUUGCAAAAUUUGCUCAACUUAGCCCGCAAGAAAGGGCCAAAAGGAAAAUGGAAAGCCUUGAAGCACUGAAGAAAACCUUCAAGAAGUUGGAUCAUGACGUAAAAAUACAAGAUUUCUUGGGUUCAAGCAGCCAAACAGUGGAGGAUUUAAGUCAUCAUGUGAGGGUUUUACAAUCUCAGCUCACAGAAGUACAUCAGAGACUGAGCUAUUGGAAUAAUCUGGAGAAGAUCAAUCACUUGGAACAUCUUAGGCAAAUGGAAGAGUCACUCAGGGAAUCUAUCAAUCGAGUGUGUAUACAAAAGGAAAAUUUGGGAAAGCAGCAACUAAUUUCACUUGAUUGUGCUAACCAGUUGCCAGAAGGGAUGACUUUACCCUUGAUGAUGGCUGGGCUGCAAGAAUCUCAACCCCUGUCUUGGCUUUUGAAUAGCGAUAAUCAUCAGUUGAUGUUACCCAGCGAACCGAAAUAUCUGCCAUAUAGCAAUAAUAACAAUAGAGAAGCUGAGUGCUCCACUGAUAUUUCACUCCCAGGCUACUCUGGUUAUGUUGGGGGUACCAAACUUGAGGUUGGUGGCUCUCCCCAUGUCACUACCUUGGGUCAGGGAGGUGGUGGUGGCUUCAAUCAGUUAAAUGGAACUGACUACUUAAACGUACAACGUUGCGAGCAGUUUUCAUGCCCUCCACAAGAUAUUGAGGAAGUGAAACAUCAUCAAACGAUGAACAGUAAACCAAACACUCUGGAUUAUGAAGUCAAUAACAACCUUGAUCUGCCCAGGUCACUGUUUGAAAAUGGACACCAGUUUUGGAAUCCUGCUUCUGGGUCUUGUGGAAUUGCCAUGUAUAAUGAGAAUGGCUACCACAGGUAACUGAUUGGCUGAACCAACCAUGCCAGCGUUUUCCACUUGAGAAGGAUGUUAACUGAAAAACAAGACGAUAUAUCUCCACAAGAACCAGAUUAGGUUGUGCCCCUCUACCAAUGAGGCCAACGGCACUCAUAAGAGAGGGUUGCAAUAGCUGUAUAUAUUGUAUUACUAAUUACUAAUAGGAUUCAGUUUGUCCAUAUACAAAUACUUUUGAUAUCUUGACUAACUUGUUUACUGGUACAUUUUUGGAAUUGAUCCAGUGAUCCAAACUGUAAAUUUGAAACUUGUAGAAUAUGAAGUUUACAUACUCUAAGACUAGUGCAGUUGCCUUAGAGAACUGCUUUUGAAGUAAAAUGAGUUCACUACUCAGCAAU
Molecule: messenger RNA, 1734 nt
Organism: Lotus japonicus
Lineage: Eukaryota; Viridiplantae; Streptophyta; Magnoliopsida; Fabales; Fabaceae
Product: agamous-like MADS-box protein AGL65
Exons: 12
Coding region: 284-1363 (359 amino acids)
Biological process (GO): positive regulation of transcription by RNA polymerase II
Molecular function (GO): DNA-binding transcription factor activity, RNA polymerase II-specific; RNA polymerase II cis-regulatory region sequence-specific DNA binding; protein dimerization activity
Source: RefSeq, a predicted model, not a curated record